CAGUCUGUCUGUUACCUAUGAUGAAAUGUACCAGGGACGUAAACACUUCAGGCUGGAAAUGAAUACAGUGAGGCUGAUAGACUACAGUAUGCUUACUGUUGUGCAGGGUACAGAAGAGAAGCGGCCAGAAGAGCUAACAUACAGUACUCUACCAAAAGAUCUCUUGUCUGUUUUGUUUCUCAUCUAGGCUCGAAUGUAUAUUGUGGAGUAAAUUAUGAAAUUUCCCUGAGGGAUACAUAAACUUGUAUAUACUUACAUGUGUAUGACCAUUAGCUGGGUUAAACGUCCAUUGAGUUUGUCAGCUUGUGUUAUACAGAAGAAGACUUUACUUGUAAAAUAAGAGCUUUCCUGGGAGCUGCUAACAGAAACUGGAGAUGUCUGAGAACAGCUCAAUUUCCAAUAAAAUUUCUCGUCAAACAGCUUCACAUCUGGAUUACGUUUGGGAAUAUGAGUAUUAUGACUAUGAACCUGUUUCUUUUGAAGGACUGAAAGCCCACAAAUAUUCCAUUGUGAUUGGAUUCUGGGUUGGCCUGGCAGUCUUUGUUAUUUUUAUGUUUUUCGUAUUGACCUUGCUGACGAAGACAGGAGCUCCACAUCAAGAAAACCCUGAGCCUUCUGAAAAGCACAAUCGUAUCAACAGCUUUGCAGUCGAUUUUCAUCGCUCCCAGGAGUCAGACAAAGUCCUCUCUUGUGAGGUAGUGGAGGAGUCCCGCUCACUGUUCCACUGUUACAUCAAUGAGGUGGAGCAUUUGGGCAGAGCCAAACUGAACAGCAAGGCUUCAGGCCCGAAACACAGUAACCUUCACGUCCGAGAAACACUGGGUGACGACGAACUCGAUGAGGAAAUGAACUCCCUUGCAAAGUUCAACAUCCCUAACUUUGUCAGUUCAGAGCAGAGUUCCACACUGGGUGAUGAUGACUUACUGCUCUGUGAGCAGCCAAUCAUUUUGAAUAAUAAUGGUGACGAUUCAUCCACACUAAAUCCUCAGCUAAGAAGCCAGACCCCACAUGGAUUAUUUUAAAGAAAAUGAUUUUACUGUGUAGGCCCUUGACCACAACCCAUAUGGACAGGUGUAGCGUUUUGUGUGGCUGCAUAAUGUGUUGCAUGUACAUAUAUUGCAAUGUGUUCCAUAUAGCACUGCCCUUGCAUACAUGCAUGAAAUUGACACUUUAAUAUUAGAGUAAGGUCAAAUCUAUGACGCAUAUGCAUAUUACAUACAAUGUGUGCAACAUAUAUUGGUUUCCACAUGAGCAAACAAUGAAUUUGAGAUGCUAUGUAAGUUUUGUGUAUGAGUAAGCUACAGUAUAUGCCGUUAUUUCAUUUUAACUUCUGUACAGUAUGUGUAAAGGAAUCUCAUUGUUCAAUUACCAUAACCGUAAAACAAUAAUCCUUGUGUUACAUGGCCCAAUGUUUUGAAAUAGUAAUAAAAUAGAAAACAGUGAAGUUGACAUUUUAACAUCAAAAUUAACCAUGAAUAUCUGAAUACAAAAUGAUGUCUCUAUAAAAGAUGUUUUACAAACUUUCAGCAAAAUACACAAAUCAUCCCUCGCUUACAUAGCAUUUAUUCUGCUCCAAUGUACAUGCAAGCUGUAAUUUUCUCAAGCAUCCUCAUUCUCCCCACUAACACUACCAGGUGUCAGUUCCGUGUUACUGGGGACUGUUGUGUUAAUUAAAACUUCCCCAUCCUCUCGCAACUUGGUUGGAUGCCCCAAUAUUUUGGGUGGGGGUUGGCCCAAAUGUUCUUGAGGACUCCCAGCCCAAGCUUAUAGCUCUGGCAUGUUAUCAGAUGGUUUUUUCCAUGUGCAAGUCAUGUUUUUUUUCAUUUAUGCAAUUAAUUCUCAUCAGCCUCAGGCUUAAAAACCUGAAUUUGGCCAAAUUUCUCUUUCUAAACCUAUUUAAAACUUUUUGAAGUAUUGUGUGCAGUAAUACACACUUUUAAAAUAAUUGUCUUUUAUGUUGAUAUUGAAGCUGGAAAGAAAAACAACAUCAUCAAUUAAUGAAUGUUACUGUGAAAUCUGUUUUUGAAAGUGAUAUAAAACAGGGACCUGUGUUUUGUUUAAUUAUGCAAUCUAGAACAGUUUCCAAGGCUUGUGUCGGCAGAAGCUGUGUAAAAUUUAUCCAACAAAAGGCACAAUUGUUCAUGUACGAUAUCCACAGUUAAACUGAAUACUGUUGUGUAACAAAUAUGAAACCAAUAUCUCAAAGCAUUUGGUCUGUAUCAUCUGUAAACUUAAAAAGACACAUGUAGUCAUAAAAGGUUAUAGGUUAAAGUAAAAGAUAGUAAAAUAGGAGUUUCCUUAACAUUAAGAAUAUGAAGUUAGAAUCUAAAAUGGUUUUGAAGAUACAAGCUAAUGAAGUAGUCUUACAAAAACAUGUACUGUAAGCCCCCUUAUGAGUAUGCUUAAUAAAUCCCCUUGUGUCAUUGUGUGUG
Acipenser ruthenus (sterlet) is the source of this 2432-nucleotide messenger RNA. RefSeq names its product melanocortin-2 receptor accessory protein 2. Bases 375 to 1022 code for a protein of 215 amino acids. Gene Ontology annotation, molecular function: signaling receptor regulator activity; corticotropin hormone receptor binding; type 1 melanocortin receptor binding. The record is from RefSeq and is a predicted model, not a curated record. Gene Ontology annotation, cellular component: plasma membrane; endoplasmic reticulum. Lineage: Eukaryota; Metazoa; Chordata; Actinopteri; Acipenseriformes; Acipenseridae. The transcript has 5 exons. Gene Ontology annotation, biological process: regulation of adenylate cyclase-activating G protein-coupled receptor signaling pathway; protein localization to plasma membrane.